CGAUACACGAAUUCAUAACCAAUAACCUGCGCAGUAUUCACGAUCCUUCCGAUGAUGCAGUCUACGCUCGCUCCUGAGGACCCGAGAUCGUUCGCGGAGGUGGUCAAGGAGGUUCCGCCGCCGGACGAGCAUGAGCAUGAGGAGGAUGGGCAGUCCCCGGAUGGGAAGCAUAGCGAUAUCCCGACAUCGGUGGAUAGCGUCCCAGUGACGAAGGAACGACCGGUGUACGUUCCAGACGACAAGUCCAAGCUCGGGGACACAGGUGUUCCCCGCGCGAACCAGGCUGCUACGAGGAGCCACCCGCAGGGCACGACCGCCAACUCGUACAACAAGAAGCACGCGAACGAGACGGUGCUGCAGCAGCACUGCGCGUUCUUUGACCGGGACGGCGACGGCGUCAUCUGGCCGCAGGACACCUUCCGCGGGUUCUACCAGCUGGGCUUCGGGCUCCUGCUGAGCGCGUUCUCGAUGUGGAUCAUCCACACGUUCUUUGCGUACCCGACGCAGACCUCCUGGGUGCCCGACCCGCUCUUCCGCGUGCACGUGCGGAACAUCCACCGCGACAAGCACGGGUCGGACAGCGGGGCGUACGAUAAUGAGGGGCGGUUCGUGCCGGAGAAGUUUGAGGACUUCUUCGAGAAGUAUUCGAGCCUGCCGGGCAAGGACGGGCUGACGGUGUGGGAUACGGUGCGCGCAAUUGUGGGGCAGAGGUGUAUUCUGGACCCGGUGGGGUGGGGCGCGGUGGUGUUUGAGUGGUUGGCGACGUGGAUUUUGCUGAGGCCCAGGGAUUGGGUGAUUAGGAAGGAGCAGGUCCGGGGCGUUUAUGACGGGAGCAUCUUCUGGAAUCUCGCUGCUGAGAGGAAGGGGGUCAAGGUGCAUCAAUGAGGGGGCAGUUGUAAACCAGGGCAUCCAUUUUCUGGGCUUGUAAAUCAUAGAUAUGUCGGAAAAAUCCAAAAACCCAUAUCAG
Molecule: messenger RNA, 967 nt
Organism: Gloeophyllum trabeum ATCC 11539
Lineage: Eukaryota; Fungi; Basidiomycota; Agaricomycetes; Gloeophyllales; Gloeophyllaceae
Product: Caleosin-domain-containing protein
Exons: 2
Coding region: 52-885 (277 amino acids)
Molecular function (GO): calcium ion binding; monooxygenase activity
Source: RefSeq, a predicted model, not a curated record